Schistocerca cancellata (South American locust) is the source of this 1746-nucleotide messenger RNA. RefSeq names its product sodium-coupled monocarboxylate transporter 1-like. Gene Ontology annotation, biological process: sodium ion transport; transmembrane transport. Gene Ontology annotation, cellular component: membrane. NCBI's taxonomy places the organism in Eukaryota, Metazoa, Arthropoda, Insecta, Orthoptera, Acrididae. The record is from RefSeq and is a predicted model, not a curated record. The annotation marks the transcript as partial. The transcript has 12 exons. Gene Ontology annotation, molecular function: symporter activity.
UACUACGGCAUCUUCCGGCGGCAGCAGACCACCUCCAAGGCCGACUACCUGCAUGGCGGCAAGCGGAUGGGCGUCCUGCCCAUUGCCAUCUCCCAGAUCGCCAGCCACACGUCCGGCCUGACGCUGGUGGGCGUGCCCUCGGAGGUGUACCUGUACGGCAGCCUGCUGGGAUGGUCGUGGAUCUCGGCGCUGCUCACCGCCCUCUCCAUCCACUACAUCUACCUGCCCGUCUUCUUCGGACUGCAAGUCACGUCUGCCUAUGAGUAUUUGGAGCGCCGAUAUAACAAGACAUUGCGGGUAAUAGCAUCUGGGAUCUAUGCUUUCAACAUGGUACUUCAUAUACCAUUCUACAUCUACGUGCCGGCUUUAGUCUUCAACCAAGUUUCUGGUAUCAGUGUGCACGUGAUCUCACCGAUUGUAUGCGCUGUGUGUAUCUUCUACACUAUGUUGGGCGGCCUCAAGGCGGUGGUGUGGACGGACGUCCUCCAGAGCGUGGUGGCACUCGGUGCAUGCCUGGCUGUCAUGGGGCUCGGACUCUACACCGCUGGAGGGCCGCUUAACGUCUGGAGGAUCGCAGACCAGGGCGGCCGCGUCGACCUCCUCGAGAUGACGCUGAACCCGUUCGUGCGCACUUCCUUCUGGACGGUAACCCUCGGCGUGACUGCCAAUUGGAUGGCUGGACGCGCCAUCAACCAGGACAUGGUCCAGAGGUUCAUCGCUCUACCAGACUUGGCCGCCGCCAAAAGAUCCCUGAUGGGUUUCACAAUUGGUAUCAUUAUCACCAACAUUAUCAGCAUCUCGACUGGUCUCUUGGUUUACUCCUUAUACUACGACUGCGAUCCCUUAAUGAGCAAGGCGAUCCAGCGGCCGGACCAGCUGCUGCCGCACUACGUGAUGCAGGUGGCCUCCCACGUCCCCAUGCUGCCGGGCCUCUACGUGGCCGGAGUCUUUAGCGCUGCUCUCAGCUCCAUGUCAAGCACGAUGAACGCGCUGGCAGGAACCAUCUACGAGGACUUUGUGCAGCCGCGGCUGUCGGAGAAGACCACGGAGCGGACUGUGAACCUCAUCAUGAAGGCCAUCGUGCUCGUCGUGGGAAUCAUCGCCUGCGUCCUCGUCCUGCUGGUGGAGCAGCUUGGCACGGUGUUAGAGCUAGCAUACAGCACAUCUGGAAUUGCGAACGGUGCUCUGCUUGGUACAUUCACUUUGGGCAUGGUGUUUCCGUGGGCUAACUGGAAGGGCGCUGUGAUCGGGUCUGCGGCUGGGAUGCUGCUGGUGAUGGUGAUGACGGUGGGCGCGCAGCACGCCUUCACCACUGGGCUGAUGAAAUACCCGCGGCUGCCCGUCUCCGUCGAGGGGUGCUCCGCCAACGUCACGGCCGCCAUCGCCUCGGCCGCUGCCGCCACCACUCCCAGGCCAGAAGCCACGGGCUCGGUGCCAGCUCUGUUCCGCGUGUCCUACAUGUACUACACGCUGCUGGGCACGCUGGUGGUGAUGCUGGUGGGCGCCGCCGCCAGCUUCGCAACAGGUGCCACGUCGCCCACCAGCCUGGACCCGGCGCUGCUGGCGCCACAGCUACGCUGGCUCGCCGAAAAGGGGCGGCAGCGGCGGCAAAGCAGCACCCGACACUCUGCUGGCGGUGGGCUCGAGGGCAGGUGCAGGAGUGGGGACGACGGAGAGGAAGAGGGCGCCACAGAGCUGCUGGUCUGUGAGAAAGGAGCCGAGGCCCGAGGACAGCCUGACAAGUAG